AUGCGUUGUGCAAUCGAUGCAGGAAUCGAUCAUUUCUAUCAGAUAAUCAAUAAAUCGCAAUUUUCUACAUAUUUUUUUCAUAUGCGUUGUGUUUUCCUCAUCAUAUUAAAGGUUGUUCAAUCACCAUUGUGCCUAAUAUCGAUCUUUUCGCCCUCUCUCCUUGGAACACGUAUUGAUCGGAUCAUUUUUCGUCUCAUUAUGAUAUUGUUCAUUACUUUACUACAUGAAGCAUUCCUUUGUACAGUACUUUACAACUUCUAUUUCCUUCAUUUCUGCAAAUUUCCCUUGCCACUCGACGGGGAUGCAGAGUGA
Messenger RNA from Cooperia oncophora, 312 nucleotides. Lineage: Eukaryota; Metazoa; Nematoda; Chromadorea; Rhabditida; Trichostrongylidae. The record is from the annotation of a GenBank genome assembly.